Molecule: messenger RNA, 1989 nt
Organism: Entamoeba invadens IP1
Lineage: Eukaryota; Evosea; Mastigamoebida; Endamoebidae
Product: cell cycle control protein cwf22, putative
Exons: 1
Coding region: 1-1989 (662 amino acids)
Biological process (GO): mRNA splicing, via spliceosome
Cellular component (GO): catalytic step 2 spliceosome
Molecular function (GO): RNA binding; protein binding
Source: RefSeq, a predicted model, not a curated record
AUGUCACAGACAGAAGAAGGUCACAUAAAGACUGAAAAUAUCGAAGUGAGAAAUGAAGAAAAUGCGAUAAAGAGUCUUGACACACAAAAGGAAAAACAAGACGAGAUUGAAAAAGAAGAGAAACACGAAAUAAAAAGCGAAGAAAAAAGUCCGCCGAACAACCAAAACGAAAACGCGGAAGACUCACCAAAAUUUAAAAUAGUCGAAAAAGAAGAAAAAGUUGAGAAAGUUGAAAAUGAUAAAAUCGAGAGUGUCAACCGAAGAAAAAGUGAAGAGAAAAGACAGAGAGAGUACUUCACUGCAUUAAGAAGAACACUGAACGGCCUUAUCAACAAAGUCACACCAAAGAACAUUAAAACGAUUAUAGUUGAGUUAUUCAAAGAGAAUUUAGUCCGAGGGCGUGGACUUCUAGUUUCGUCUGUAUUACGAGCGCAAGAUGCCGAACCUAAGUAUUCAUCAUUAUAUGCGUCACUAAUUGCAGUGAUCAAUACAAAGAUCCCAAAUGUUGGGAAGUUGUGUAUUCACAGGACGAUUCAUCAAUUCAAAUUGUGUUGUAAACGCAAUGAAAAAGAGAGUGCGUUGAAGAAGUUACAAUUCUUAGCACAACUUGCUAAUCAAGACGUUGUUGGUCUUCUUCUUAUAUUGCAAUUUCUUGUUUACUUCAACAAGAACUUGAACGAUGACAACGUCGAGCGGAUGGUCAGUUUAUUGUCUGAAUGUGGGGAGUACCUCGACUACAAAGCAAAAGGAAAUGUUCAAACUUUUUAUGAGAGUUUACGAACUUUUGUGAGUAAAUCGGUUGGGAGUGAAAGAAUGAAAUUCAUAGUGACGCAAUUACUCGAACAACGAAGAAAAGGGUUUCCGGACUUUCCCGCGAAAGUUGAAAUGUUGGAUUUAGUAGAAGAAGAAGAUAAAGUGACCCAUCAAGUCGAAUUAACUACUGAACUGGAAAUCGAAGAGAAUUUGAAUGUUUUCCAAUUUGAUGAGGAAUUUGAGGAGAACGAGAAGAAGUGGGAGUUUAAACAGAAAGAGAUCAUAGGGGAAGAUUCGGAUGAAGAAGAGGAAAAUGGAGACGUGUGUAAUGAAGACAAUCAACAAAUAUCAAACAACGAAGGAGACAAACAGAAGAUGGAGAUGGAAACGUUUGACGACCAAACAGGGGCUCAAACGAUAUUUCUGAAAAAGAAGAUUUACAUCACAAUCAUGUCGUGUUAUAAUUUUGAAGAAUGUGUGCACAAGCUUCUGAAUUUAAAAAUGAAAGAGGACGAUAACAAGUAUGUUGUUGAGAUGGUGAUAGAGUGCUGUUCACAAGAGAAAACGUAUAAAAAGUAUUACGGCCUUGUUGCUGAGAGGUUGUGUGUGUUGUUCAAUAAGUUUAAAGACUCCUUCUCUAUUAAAUUUGAGGAGGUUUAUAAAAACAUUCAUGAAAAGGAUAUGAACCAAAUUAGAAGCUUGGCGAUGUUGUUCUCGCAUUUGUUCUCUUCGAAUGCAAUUGAAUGGAAUCUCUUCAGAUUUGUGAUUAUUACUGAAGACGAGACGACAUCUAGUUCUCGAGUUUUCCUCAAAAUUAUGUUACAAGACAUGUUCGAAACAAUGGGGAUGAAGGAAUUCACUGCUAAAAUUCUUGGAGCCAAUGUGAAGGAAUAUGUGAGAGGAAUGUUUCCAACAGAGAACAAAGAAGACGUUAUAUUUGCAUUCAACUUCUUUAAGGGAAUUGGGAUGAUCGAACUUGCAAAGGUCCUUCAACAAACAUAUCUGGACCUAAAAGAAAAAGACAAGAAGAAAAAAGAAGAGGAAGAACUUCGAAAUCGCGUCGAAAUAAAGAAUGAAACAAGUGAAAUGGAAGAAGAAAGACUCGAAGAGCAUGAUGAUCAACAAUAUAAUUACAAAAAUGACAAGAGUAUGGAGGAAGAUGAAAAACAAUACAGCGAAGAGUACAGAGACUUACGUAGUGAUCAUAGUAUGGAAGAAGAGAAGAAAGAUGAUUGA